Messenger RNA from Pseudomyrmex gracilis, 3358 nucleotides. Its product is annotated as CD63 antigen. Gene Ontology annotation, cellular component: membrane. The coding region runs from base 2218 to 2916 and encodes 232 amino acids. NCBI's taxonomy places the organism in Eukaryota, Metazoa, Arthropoda, Insecta, Hymenoptera, Formicidae. The transcript is spliced from 5 exons. The record is from RefSeq and is a predicted model, not a curated record.
UUUAAGCGCGACACAUCGUCGCGAUUAAAAAUAAUACACACAUAAUACACACGUCGUACCGAAUAAAACAAGUUUUUCUCGAUUGGCUAGAAGAUAUACGAAAGAAAAUGGUAUUUUUUUUAUCUCUCGACGUGAAUUACAAAUACACUGACAGAGCAGGUGUAGAGUUUCCGUCACAAAUUGAAGUCGACGCAAUGUUUAAUUGCAUUUACUGCACGUUACCUUGUGUGAGAGUCCAAUCGCUUCUCCGCUCACAGGUUGACACAUUUCGAAGAAAUUGCGUUUUCUAAUUAUAAAACAUUCUGUUUUAUUUACAAUGUUUAAUUUACGCACACAACACACUUGUGUGUGAAUUGUAAAAUUCGCGGCAUGUGUCUACUUACUUAUAACUUGAUAUAUAUACGUAAGAUGUUCAAUAGUCCAAUGUAUAAGUGUUACUUAUCAUAAGAUAAGAUUUAUUUAGUGACAGAGUAUUCGUAAAAAAUCUGAUAAGUUAAUGAAUUUCGUUUAUAGAAAAAUUGCGCACUUUUCUCAAAAUUAAUCUACGUUAGAUGCAAAGAUAGAGUUACCGAUUAAAUUUCUAAUUGUCUUGUCUAUCUCUCUGUGUGUCUUGUAAGUAACGUUUACACUGUGAAUAUCAUUUAUACAACGAAGCAGUUUGCCAUCAAUAAAUGAAAAAUAAGAUCAUUGAUGUAAAAAUUAUUAUCUUGUUAUUGUUUUUUUAUUUACACAAUUCAAUAUUUAUUGUACUAAUAUAUGCUUUUAAAUCAACGUAAUCUCUUUUCAAAGAAAAAAACUUAGCGCAUAAAUGUAAAGUGAACGCGAUGAUCAAGUUAAAAAGACACGUUUCGAUCGUGAAAACUCUUUAAAUUCUCAACGUGUUAUCACUGCGCAUGUAAUCACGCUGCUAGCGUGAAGAAGUAUGUAAGCAUGUGUGUGUGUGUGUGUGUGCGUGUGAACUCUCUAUUGCGCUCUCUCAUUAACCUACAUGCGUGUCUGUGCGAUAUACGGAAAAUGUGGCGAAUCCCGUUUGCAUGUAAAAAUAAGCUAAGCCUCUUUACUGGAAGUUUCACUCAAAAGAAACGUCACAGAUGUCUAUCGGAAUCACGAAAACGUCACCGCAUUUGCGAGUCCACUUUGCGACCUACUUUGCGUGUAUGUACACCGUAUGAAUAAUUAGAUAACGUGAUGUUAUUUACUCUGCGUUAAGCGAUCGUUCAGAAUGCGAUGCUCAACACGCGGUUUGCCCGAUAAAUUUUGCGACGCGGCUUGCGUCGCAAUACAGCGUCGCAAAAUAAUAUGUCGCUUAAUGAGAUGAACAAUUGAUGUUCCUGAUCGUGGUGUAACAUUUGGGUCAUCCCGGCAAAUCGGCAAACUAAUAUCCGGUCAGAUAUCAAAGUAAUUCAAAACAAUGAGAGUAAUUUAACUAAUAAGUUACUAAUUUAAAGUGAACACGCGUGCCGAAAGUAAAAGCCGCCAAAUAAAAUAUCAUCACCUGACUCAGAUUCGAACACGGAGAAUCAACAGGAUAGAGUAAUACAAAAUUUCUUGUGCGAUCUUGCGCUAGACCACAAAAGUCGAACUCGAGGAUUCUUUCCGCGUUUAAUUCUCAAGAUAACGGCGGGGCUUUUGUACACAUUGAAGACAAUCGAUGGCUUCCGCUACGUGUAAAUCGAUUACUACUUCGCGAGGCGAAGAUGAUAAUAACCGAAUCCGCAAGAGGGGGAGUUUGUGUGGAUUUUACGCGUCCUAUUUUCUUCUUUUCUCUGAAAAGCUGGUUUCACCCGAUGGUUAGAGCCGAGUGAAACCAUGGUUACUAUCGACGACCACAUAACACCUUCGCCCGUGAGAUCGUCGACCAAUGACAGACUGGUAACGCGCGCCGACCGCGUUCUCCAGGUCCUCGAGCAUCGCCCUGGACGACCAAUGAGGUCGUGUGUGCUCGCCUGUCUGUGUGUCUUUGUGCCUCGGUGGCCUCGAGCCCCCGGAGGAUUUCGAUCGAAGCCUUUCGUCGCCUAGACUCAAACGCCAGGGGUACCUACCCACCUAGAUCGCUCUCCCAUUGACCGCACGUCUGUCGUACCGAACGCAAGACGAUCGAUUAUAUACGUCCGGCUUGUUUAAGUUCGCCAAGUGUGAAAUCGGUGUGAGAGUAGUUUUGAAAUAAGAUAUAGAAUUGACGAUUUUAUAGAGAACAGAAAGAGAGAGAAAGACAUCAUGGAGUCUUGUGGAAUGAACAUUAUCAAGUACAUCCUUUUCAUCUUCAACUUGAUCUUCGCGGUAUCCGGUGUAGGUAUUAUCGCGGCGGGAGGAUUUGUGUUGGGGGAUAUCAGUGAAUUCAAUCACUUUGUAGAAGGAAGGAUAAUAGCACCGCCCAUAGUGCUCAUAGUUGCGGGCGCUAUCGUCUUCCUCAUAGCUUUCCUAGGAUGUUACGGUGCGCUCAAGGAGCAUUACAACAUGCUGAUCGCCUUCGCGGUCGCGCUGGUGAUAAUCUUCGUGAUUGAGCUCGCGGUUGGCAUAGCGGCGGCGGUGUUCAAAAACGAUUUCAGCAUGGUAAUGAAGGACAGUCUCAAAGAAUCGCUCAAGACUUACAGCGAGGCGGACAGACAGGCGUGGGACAACGUGCAGAAAAAGCUGCAAUGUUGCGGUGUGGACGGUCCUAGCGACUGGACCUCAUCUACGUUAUCUUUUCCGUCCUCGUGUUGCAUGGAGGAUUCGCAGGUUAUAGGAUCAUGCCAGAUGGGUUCUACAAUGAUGUAUCGAGAAGGAUGCUUCAACAAACUGGAAAUGCGAGUCCAGAAAAGCGCCACAGUCUUGAUUGGUGUGGGCAUCGGAAUAGCUUUUAUAGAAAUUGCCGGCAUCAUUUUUGCUUGUUGUCUUGCCGCAGCUAUAAAAAAAGAACACGCGGAUAAAUAAAACGUGGAAUUUAAUUUUAUUCAUUUUUAACACACAUAUAUUUUAUUCCACAAUUGCGUCAAGUUUAGCUUUAAAAUUUGCUAUCGUAGGUAAAAUAUGAUAAAACUUAAGCUCAAUGGUAUAAGACAAUGGUGUUAACAAUUUAUAUCUAAUUACUAAUGAAAAAGAUUCGAAAGAUUAAUAUCGUUAAGUACUUUUAUUUAUAACUUAUAUUUUAUUUAUUAAAUAUAUGUAUUCUGUAUAUAACACGUACAAGUAUAGUACCAAUAUACAUAUAAUACAUAAUGGUAAUUAAUAGUAUGCGGUAGGUCUCUAGUUGUAUUUUUCAGUGUAUUUUGUUUUAAUUGUAAACAUUCAUUAUCUUUCAAAGAAAACAUUCUUUAUCUUGAUUUUUUUAAUGUGGAUUUAUAUAAAGACGUGCGUAUAUUAUUUGCAUAUUAUA